This is a messenger RNA of Necator americanus (New World hookworm), 444 nucleotides long. RefSeq lists its product as uncharacterized. NCBI's taxonomy places the organism in Eukaryota, Metazoa, Nematoda, Chromadorea, Rhabditida, Ancylostomatidae. The transcript is spliced from 5 exons. The record is from RefSeq and is a predicted model, not a curated record. The coding region runs from base 1 to 444 and encodes 147 amino acids.
AUGACACGUGGAAAACAUCAACGUCUUGCACAGCCAUCGAAAGUGGCUAAAGUAAAUCGUCUUCGCUUCUUUGGUCAUAUAUUAAGGAGACCGGCAGAUCGCCUUGUUCAACGAGUUCUGAGGAGUUCGUCGGAAUAUGGAAUAGCGACGAAUGGAUUGAUUCUGUGCAAGCUCUCGCAGAAGAUCGAGAAGGUUGGGCAGAGCUGUGUUCAAGGACGGCACACCUCGGCGAAGAUGCGGGUAAUCGCGUCAGGCGAUGACAUCAGCCCGCCGAUUAAGUCAAAGGGUGGAAUAGGAAGUAUCAUGCGAGAUCCAGAUUUGGACUCAGCUGCAAGAGAAGAAGCUCCAAAAACAUAUAAAAUGGUAUAUUCCAGAAAUAAAUGGAGGACUGUAGAUAAGGUGCCAUCCGACAUUUCAUUCCAAAUACCAUCGGAAUCAAUGUGA